CUAAAUCCUUAACCCCUUUGUGGGUCGCCACUUCCCCUCCCUCCCAUUCUACUUUCUCUCCAUCCAAACACUCCCCAUUCCCUAUUCCCUCCAUCCCAAAACCCCAUUUUCCUUUCCUCUCUCUCUCUAACUUUCUCUCUCUAGAAAAGAAAAGCAAAGAAAAGAAAAUUCUCAUUAUGGCUAUGUUAUUACAAGGCAAAGAAAAAUCAUAUUCUCAAGACAAUAAAUUGCAAUUUGGAGUCAUUUUCUUUGUUUUCUUUGCCUUGUAUUUUCUUAACAUUAAUCCAUUAUAGAACUUAAUUUAAACAAACUAAACAAUCAUUCCCUCCUUUUCCCUCACUUUAUGGCAACUUUACAACAUUGAAUUCAUUUCUUGAUUUUUUUUCUUCUUUCCAUUGUGACCCACAAAAGCAUUUUAGAUUAAUUUAAAAAAAAAACUAAAAAAAAGAAAAAAAAAUACACCCAUUAACCAAAAUCCUUUUUAUUUUCUACAAGUGUUCAUAAGUUAUUAAAUCCACAAAGAGUCAAGAAAAGAAAGAAAGAGAGAGAGAAGGGGGGGGAAACUAAACAAUACACAACAAAAAAUACCAACAAACACAACCUUAAAAAUCUAACACAUUAACAAAAGUACAUAAAACACAUUUAAAAGUGUCUUGUCUUUUUUGGGGUCUAAGUUGGUAUAUUUUUUCAUUUAAUUUAUAUUUUGGGAUGAUGAUGAUAUCAACCACCAACAAUGUUAACGAUGGAGGUGGGUCAUCAGGAUCGGGGAACGGCGGCUCCGGUGACGUAACGAUUGCUGACUUGCAUGAUCCUAUGCAUCACCAUAAUAACGGAGGUAAACUGAACGGAAACGGUAACGGAAACGGAAGUAGUGGCGGCGAUAAUGACGCACAUUUGAAGAAAGGACCGUGGACAGCUGAAGAAGAUGCAAUAUUGGUGGAAUAUGUGAGGAAACAUGGCGAAGGGAAUUGGAAUGCGGUGCAGAGACAUUCUGGUCUGGCUCGGUGUGGGAAAAGCUGUAGGCUUCGUUGGGCUAACCAUUUGAGACCUAAUCUGAAAAAGGGUGCAUUUUCUCCUGAUGAAGAGAGACUCAUUGUUGAGUUACAUGCUAAGUUUGGCAACAAAUGGGCUCGUAUGGCUAGUCUGCUUCCAGGAAGAACAGACAACGAAAUCAAGAACUACUGGAACACAAGAGUGAAGAGACAUCAACGGCAAGGAUUACCUCUGUAUCCGCCGGAUAUUCAGCCACAACAUCCACCAAGUCCUCACUUCCACCACCACCACCACCAUGGUCACCACCACCACAACGGCAACAAAUCCCCAUCAAUUUCAAUUCCAACAACACCAACAUCUUCAUUCACAUUCCAAACUCAUCAUUUUCAAUCACCAAACCAAAACCACCACCACCACCUCCAUAACCACCACAGCCUCCCAAAUUCCGCCACUCCUCCUCCUCUCUCACCCACCACUACUUCCAAUAAUAGCUUCCCUACUCUUCCUCUCUUUGAUUUCUCUCAAAGUCACCAUAAUUUUCACCUAAAUCACACUAACCCCAAUUCAAACUCACAUUCUACACCCACAACACCAACUUCUUCAUUUUCAUUCCAAACUCAUCAUCAUCAACAGCUUCACUCACCAACUCAUCAUCAUCCACACACACCUAACUCUGCUGCUUCUCAUCAUAUUGCUGCUGGUGCUAACGCUUCUUCUACGCCACCGCCUUUAUCUCCUCUGUCGUCACCUUCCACAACACCUUGCACCACAAGUUUCCCUACAUUGCCUCUUUUCGACUUCAACUUACCGCGAACACCUCCAAUCCUUCAAACUCCGAUGCGAUUCAAACGCUUCUCCUCGUCACCCAAUAUUCCUACUCUCGGAAAUAACUCGACUAUGAAUAAUAACCACCCACAGCAUUAUUCAAUGCCCUUAUCCCCACUGCAACAUGCUACUUCUCCGAUGGGCGGUCAUCAUCAGAUACCAAAUUGUUAUGCAAGCUUGAUGAACGGGGGCAGUGGUGAUUUUCAUAGUGAGAUGCAAAAGGAGAAUCAAGAAAUGUGUUCGCUUUUAGCUGCGGUUACUCAGCAGGAGCUCCCUUCAAACCAAUAUUUAUCGCCGACGAGUAAUCAGAAUAGGAGUAUGGGGAUCGGUAUUGCUACUCCAGGGAAUAGCAGUAAGUAUGGUAGAAGAGUUAAUAAGAAGAAAAUUGGUAGUUCUAUUAAAGAUAAGGUUAAUGGAAAACUGGGAUUUUCAUUGGAAGAUCUUUUUCAAGAGGCUAAGGUAUUUAAUGAAUGUGGACAGACUUCUACAGAACAGAACAAUAUGGUUUUUCAAGAACAGAAACAACCGAAAAUGUACAUUUCUGAAGGAUAUGCCACUCAUUGGGAUCAAUCAAAUUCUUUUGAUUUAUCACCAGGAUAUGAUCCGAAACUUGAAGUUGGAGACCAGCUGAGUGAAAUGCCUGAAGACUUGACCAAGGUUUUGAACAACCUUCCAUCGUCGAUGCAGCCCGAGUUGUAUAGCGACAGUGCGGAUAUAUCCAACGGCCAAUCUUCAGUGGUAACAGAUGAUAACAUCGGAUUUGAAAUGCAGCAGAUAGCUUCGUUGUUUCCCCCAGCAGAACACGGCAGGAACCUCGGCCCUUGCUCCUGGGACAACCUGCCAGGAAUCUGCUAAGAGUGGUUGAGACAAUGAAGUGAGAUUGCUAUCAAGAGAGAAAGAGAGAAAAGAAAAAAACACAAGGCUUUUGAGUUAAUGGGGUAUUUGUCUUUUUAAUUUAUUUAUUUUUCUUUUUUUUUUGUAUUGAACAUGAAUGGGGUCUGUUUGUUCUAGCAAUGAUGCUUUUGCUUUUUCCAAAAGUAUUUGCUCUUUGCUUUUCUACUA
Mercurialis annua (annual mercury) is the source of this 2880-nucleotide messenger RNA. RefSeq names its product transcription factor MYB120-like. The coding region runs from base 709 to 2673 and encodes 654 amino acids. Lineage: Eukaryota; Viridiplantae; Streptophyta; Magnoliopsida; Malpighiales; Euphorbiaceae. The transcript is spliced from 3 exons. The record is from RefSeq and is a predicted model, not a curated record.